Poecilia latipinna (sailfin molly) is the source of this 1781-nucleotide messenger RNA. Its product is annotated as cytochrome P450 2J6-like. Gene Ontology annotation, biological process: xenobiotic metabolic process. The transcript has 9 exons. Gene Ontology annotation, cellular component: intracellular membrane-bounded organelle; cytoplasm. The record is from RefSeq and is a predicted model, not a curated record. NCBI's taxonomy places the organism in Eukaryota, Metazoa, Chordata, Actinopteri, Cyprinodontiformes, Poeciliidae. The coding region runs from base 252 to 1745 and encodes 497 amino acids. Gene Ontology annotation, molecular function: heme binding; oxidoreductase activity, acting on paired donors, with incorporation or reduction of molecular oxygen, reduced flavin or flavoprotein as one donor, and incorporation of one atom of oxygen; iron ion binding.
UAGAUAAAAGAAGGUUUUAUCUUCCCUGGAUUACAAAGGUUAGGCUUGUCAAAGGGCAUGCAGGUGCGCUCUGCAACAUUUGCACCACUUUCCCCUUUGCACAGCCUAAGGUGUGCUGUGAUUUUCAGUUGCCUGCCAGGCGGCCGACACUGCAGACUUUGACUGUAAACAGGCAUUGCAAAAACAAGAAGACUGUUGAGAUAAGCAUUUUCUUUUUUUCUGCUGCAGCCCGUUUUUUGCGCGCUUUAACUAUGUGGCUUUAUGAUUUUUUGAUGAGCUUUGACCUGAAGGGGCUUUUUUUGUUUCUUUUAUCAUUUCUUCUGAUAGCUGAUUACGUGAAGAACAGGAAACCAUCAAACUUUCCUCCAGGACCAAGAGCUCUUCCCUUCGUGGGAAAUAUCUUGACUUUGGACAGCAAGCACCCACACGUUUAUUUCACCAAGCUGGCCGACCUCUAUGGUAGCGUCCUCAGAGUCCGCCUGGGCCGGGAUACGUUGGUGAUUGUGAGCGGAUAUAAGAUGGUGAAAGAGGCCAUUGUGACGCAAGCUGAGAACUUUGUGGACCGGCCGUACGAUGCAAUCGCCGACAGGACUUCCACCGAGCCCUCAGCUGGUCUAUUCUUGAGCAACGGCGAAAAAUGGAAGAGACAGCGACGUUUUGCUUUGUCUACGUUACGUAACUUCGGUCUGGGGAAGAACAUGCUGGAGCUCAGCAUCUGUGAGGAGAUCCGACACCUGCAGGAGGAAAUAAAGAGUGAAAAAGGUAAACUUUUCAGCCCAGCAGGCCUCUUCAACAACGCUGUGUCCAACAUCAUCUGCCAGCUUGUCAUGGGGAAAAGAUACGACUACACUGACCACAGGUUUCAGACGAUGCUGAAGUACAUGUCUGAGGUGAUUUGGCUGGAGGGGAGCAUUUGGGGCGAACUCUAUCGGGCAUUCCCCAGAGUGAUGAACUAUUUGCCAGGUCGUCACAACAAAAUCUUCAGGAUUUACAACACCAUACAAGAUUUCCUUCACGAGGAAAUACAAGAGCACAAGAAGGACUUGGACCAUAACAAUCCUAGAGACUACAUUGACUCUUUUCUCAUUGAGAUAGAGAACCAAAAAGACUCCAACCUGGGCUUCACCGAGAGCAACCUGACUUUCUGCUCUCUUGACCUCUUCCUGGCAGGAACAGAAACAACAGCCACCACGCUGCAGUGGGCUUUGAUUUUCCUGAUUAAAAACCCCGACAUCCAAGAGAAAGUCCAGGCAGAGAUUGACAGAGUGAUCGGACAGAGUCGCCAACCCUCCAUGGCCGACAGACAGAACAUGCCGUACACUGAUGCUGUGAUCCAUGAGAUCCAGAGGAUGGGAAACAUUGUUCCUCUGAAUGGAUUCAGGGUCGCUGCCAAGGACACAACUCUGGGUGGCUAUUUCAUACCAAAGGGAACAUCUGUGAUGCCCAUGCUGACAUCUGUACUGUUUGACAAAUCUGAAUGGGAAACUCCAGACACCUUCAACCCCGGACACUUCCUGGAUGCCAAUGGAAAGUUUGUGAAGAGAGAAGCAUUCCUCCCGUUCUCUGCAGGGAAACGUGUGUGUCUUGGUGAAGGCCUCGCUAAGAUGGAGCUGUUCCUGUUUUUGGUCGCCUUGCUGCAGAAGUUCACUUUCUCUGUUCCUGACGGAGUCGAGCUGAGCACUGAAGGAAUCACGGGAGCGACGCGCGUACCUCACCCCUUCAAAGUGUCUGCUGAGGCUCGCUGACAGAUCCGCCAUUACCGUUUGAUCUCCAGAGAAGAA